This is a messenger RNA of Histoplasma capsulatum G186AR, 342 nucleotides long. RefSeq lists its product as uncharacterized. Bases 1 to 342 code for a protein of 113 amino acids. NCBI's taxonomy places the organism in Eukaryota, Fungi, Ascomycota, Eurotiomycetes, Onygenales, Ajellomycetaceae. The record is from RefSeq and is a predicted model, not a curated record. The transcript has a single exon.
AUGCACAUCUGCAAUCAUACCUCUGUUGGCAGCAUCUGGAACCGGACCACACAUAUCCAUCAGAUGCUGGUUGAAAUCCGCGAUGUUGUCAUAGAGUCCUGCAUUGCUGUCCUCAGUGUCAACUCAACAAUCCAGACAUUCUCUGUCGAGCGAGCUGCAGAUAAGAUGGGGAUAUGGAUUUGGAAUGAACUGAAUCUGCUCAACAUAAUUCCUAAAGUUGAUACUGAACUGAUGCAGCUGAUAGGUGUUCAUUAUCUUGAGGUAUUUCUCAGCAAUGUGGCCCUCAAUGUGAGUAGUCAGCAGUCAACCUUUGCUUAUCCAACCUUCAUUUUUCGCUGGUAA